AUAUUGCCCUUUUCCUUCAAGAGAUAGGAAAACCAAAUAUAGUAAGAAAAUUAUGGCAAACAACUAACAAAGCAGGGUUAAAUGUUGCCGAACAUUGUAGGGGAUUGCCUCUUGUCAUUGUGCUGAUUGCUGGAAUUAUACUGAAAACAGAAAGGGAGGCAUACUUGUGGCUGGAGUUUGCCAAUGACUUAAGUUCUCAUGUUUUAGGAGAGCAGAGCAUGAAGGUAAUGCAAUCAAGUUAUGAGCAUUUAGAAGACCACUUAAAGCCUUGCCUUCUUUACAUGGGAUUGUUUCCAGAAGACCAUUUAGAAUGCUGCACACUUCAUGAUGUAGUGCGUGAAUUUUGCUUGAGAAAACUUACAGAAGAAAAGUUUAUGCAGCUCACAGUGCCAUACAAUCCAUAUGAUCAACAUUUGUAUCCCCAAGAAUCACGGUUAUGCAUUUAUAUUCAUGAUGAUCUUGUUAAUCAAUUAGAUCAUUCUGAAUAUAUGUUGGAUAAGAUUCCAAUGCUCGAGUCCAAGUACACAAAGUGUUUAGGUGAAUGUCCUAGGUCUUUGGAGUUCAUUGCUCAUCCAAAUUUCAACACAUGGAACAGAUCAAAUCCUUUACCUUUACUUGUUAAACUAAGACUUGUUCGGGUGUUGAAUUUGAUGAAAGUGGAGUUGCCAAGUUCUUGGGCUACAGCAGUACAAUCGCUAACUCACUUGAGGUACCUUGAGAUUUUUGUCGAAGAAUUUGAUUUCAAGUGGAUAUCACAUCUACAGGAGCUUCAGACUCUAGUGGUUGAUUCAGUUCAGUUUCUAAGGACAUCGCCGGUAGCUAUCUUGAAAAUGAUGAAGCUAAGGCAUGUGAAUAUAGACAGAUUGACCAGUGUAUGGGAAGACAAUGAUCGAGCAAUUUUUGAAGAAUCUUCAACAACUAUGCUAGAGAACUUGAAGACCUUCCUCUCUUGUCGUAUACGUCUGGAUGAGAAAAAUCCAAGGUCCUGGUGGAGGUUCCCCAAUCUUGAAGAACUCAGCCUCCGCAUUAUUGCUGAUGUACCUAGUUGUCCUUUGUUUCCCAUACCGGAAGUUCAUGCUCACCUUCAAUCUCUUGAUCUGGUUGUAACCCCUAAGGGAUUCUGGAAUUCAGUUGGAUGGGAGAGCUACUUUGUCUUGCCGUCAAAUCUCAGGCAUUUGUGCAUUGGCGGUUGUUUCUUGACGGAAGAAAUGGUUUCAAACAUUGCAAGAUUGCAGAAGCUUGAGAGUCUCAAAUUAGAGAUUGGAUUUCCUUUGGGGAAUGUAGAGUACUGUUGGGACGUGAGAAAUGUCGAGUUCCCUGCACUCAAAUACUUGUCACUAUCCGCCGUGAAGAUGGUAGUAUGGAGUGCUUCAGAUGCAUCUUUUCCCAUGCUUGAGAAGCUAGUUCUAAGAAGUUGUUACUACUUCAAGGAAAUACCUCCUAGCUUUGUGGAUAUUCCAACAUUGCGACUAAUUGAACUGUUUGACUGUCCGGACUCUAUUGUGGUUUCAGCUAUGAAUAUUAAAACAGAAAUUGAAGAAAACACUGGAUGUGACAGUCUCCAAGUUCUUAUAUCCAACACACCUCCUACUUGUUCCAUUCGAAGAAGAACAGCAAGUGAAGACUAGUUUUCCUCUCGCUUGAAUGUGGAGGCGCUAUUAAUUCUAAGGCAGUUAAAUUGCAGUUUCCAUAAUCUCGAAAGAUACAAAAGGCGCUAGUUUUCAACAACUGAC
Messenger RNA from Nicotiana attenuata, 1733 nucleotides. RefSeq names its product putative late blight resistance protein homolog R1B-23. NCBI's taxonomy places the organism in Eukaryota, Viridiplantae, Streptophyta, Magnoliopsida, Solanales, Solanaceae. The coding region runs from base 219 to 1628 and encodes 469 amino acids. The transcript has 3 exons. Gene Ontology annotation, biological process: protein folding. The record is from RefSeq and is a predicted model, not a curated record. Gene Ontology annotation, molecular function: alpha-tubulin binding.